Molecule: messenger RNA, 2549 nt
Organism: Equus caballus (horse)
Lineage: Eukaryota; Metazoa; Chordata; Mammalia; Perissodactyla; Equidae
Gene: SUCLG2
Product: succinate-CoA ligase GDP-forming subunit beta
Biological process (GO): succinyl-CoA metabolic process; tricarboxylic acid cycle
Cellular component (GO): mitochondrion; succinate-CoA ligase complex
Molecular function (GO): succinate-CoA ligase (GDP-forming) activity; ATP binding; metal ion binding
Source: RefSeq, a predicted model, not a curated record
CAGGGUGGCACAGCGGCGGGGCCAGCAGGCCUCUGAGCGCUCCAGGGAACCCUGGGGUCGGGGCGGGGACAGGCAGCAGCGACAGCGCCCCAGAGCCGAGCCUGCAGGCGCUCGCGCCGCGCCUGCAGCCGCGUCCCCCGGGCCAGGCGGGACGAGCACAGGGGGACGGCCCGGGGGGCCGGCCGGGCCCGCCUCCUCUCCGCCCCUCGCUCUCCUGCCCCUGCCCGCGCUCGGUCCGGCUGCCCCGCCCGGUUUCCUGGUUAAGAUGGCGUCCCCCGUGGCUGCGCAGGCCGGCAAACUUCUGCGACACCUGGCUCUCCGGCCCCGGCUGCUGGCGGCCAGGUCCCAGGCAGUUCAAUUAACCCCCAGAAGAUGGCUGAAUCUGCAGGAAUACCAGAGCAAGAAACUGAUGUCUGACAACGGAGUGAAAGUUCAAAGAUUCUUUGUAGCAGACACUGCGAAUGAAGCUUUGGAGGCCGCCAAGAAACUAAAUGCAAAAGAAAUUGUUUUAAAAGCACAGAUCUUAGCUGGAGGAAGAGGAAAAGGUGUCUUCAGUAGUGGUUUGAAAGGAGGCGUUCAUCUAACAAAAGAUCCUAAAGUUGUGGGACAGCUGGCUAAACAGAUGAUUGGGUAUAAUCUAGCAACAAAACAAACUCCAAAAGAAGGUGUGAAAGUUAACAAGGUGAUGGUUGCUGAAGCUUUGGACAUUUCCAGAGAAACCUACUUGGCAAUUCUGAUGGACCGGGCCUCCAAUGGCCCCGUACUGGUGGGCAGCCCCCAAGGGGGCGUUGACAUUGAAGAGGUAGCAGCUACAAAUCCAGAACUUAUUUUUAAGGAGCAAAUUGACAUUAUUGAAGGAAUAAAGGACAGCCAAGCUCAGCGGAUGGCAGAAAAUCUAGGCUUCCUUGGGCCUUUGAAAAACCAGGCUGCAGAUCAAAUUAAGAAGCUGUAUAAUCUCUUCCUGAAAAUUGAUGCUACUCAGGUGGAAGUGAAUCCCUUUGGUGAAACUCCAGAAGGACAAGUUGUCUGUUUUGAUGCCAAGAUAAACUUUGAUGACAACGCAGAAUUCCGACAAAAGGACAUAUUUGCUAUGGACGACAAAUCAGAGAAUGAGCCCAUUGAAAAUGAAGCUGCCAGAUAUGAUCUAAAAUACAUAGGACUGGAUGGGAACAUUGCCUGCUUUGUGAAUGGUGCUGGACUCGCCAUGGCUACUUGUGAUAUCAUUUUCCUGAAUGGUGGGAAGCCAGCCAACUUCUUGGAUCUUGGUGGCGGUGUAAAGGAAUCUCAAGUGUAUCAGGCAUUCAAAUUGCUGACUGCUGAUCCUAAGGUUGAAGCCAUCCUCGUCAAUAUUUUUGGUGGAAUCGUCAAUUGUGCCAUCAUUGCCAAUGGGAUUACCAAAGCCUGCCGGGAGCUGGAGCUCAAGGUGCCCCUGGUGGUCCGGCUUGAAGGAACCAAUGUUCAUGAGGCCCAGAACAUACUCAAUAACAGCGGGCUCCCCAUUACUUCGGCCGUCGACCUGGAGGAUGCAGCCAAGAAAGCUGUGGCCAGUGUGACUAAGAAGUGAUGCCUUCGUCCUGAUCCCUUGGAGGAAGAAGUCCACUUUCCCAUAAAAAGGGAUGUUUUUCUCAUCACUGUGAAGAAAAUGGUUAUCCCAUUGGGAAAAAACAGGGGGAGGGGAUAAGUGAGAAUCACUGUAUGAAAAAUUUUAAAUCUCUAUUUUCUUGAAUAAGAUUUCUAGACAGCCUAAAUAAUCUGAUUUCACUUAUAGUCUUUAUUAAAUUAAUGUCCUGUGUCCUCAUAGUCUUCUGUCAUGGUAAGCCUGCUCAGUAAGCAUUGUUUUGCUGACUUUAGGGAGCCUCUGUGGCCAAACAGAGUAUGUAUCUAGAGAGAGAGAAUUUGAAAUCAGGCCCUAGUUCAUUUACAAUUUUGGUGGACAUUUAGUCCUAUAUAAUAAAAAAAUCGCAAGCCUUAAAAAACUCAGAAAAGAUUACAUUUAACAUAUUCACUAUCAGAAGGGCAGAGUGAAGAUAUUCAAACAAAGAGCUGUUACACACCGCAACAGUUUUUACAAUGUUCUAAUUCCAACACAUGUUUAGAAAAUUCAUGAAUAUUCCAAAAUAUAUAUCACAGUGGAAGGUCCACACGGAUGUCUUAGACAUGUAUUCUCCCAUUUGCCUUAAUGUUGAAUAUACUGUUUACCUCACACUAAAAAUCAAGCCAGAAGCCUUAUUUGUGAUUUUGGAGCAGAACGAUCUGUUUUAGUGUCAAAACUAAAGAAUGCUGAUUUUUAUGGAAAUCUCUGCAAUUAAGUCAUUUCAAGAUGAGACAUCACUGAAGAUCAAAUUAUGUUGUGAGUGUCAGGAUCUUCUCUCCCCUUCCCUUCCUGCCCAGAAUCUACCAGCUGGGAAAAUGUAAUUGAGAGAAUAUGACUUUUUUACAUAAUGUCCAUUUUUGUGAUGGGGAAGAAUUUGAAUUAGAUUUUUGUUGAAAUUUUGGUAAAUUUUUAUCUGUACACAAAUUUAAAUAAAAUCCUGUUUUAUAAGCUCUAA